Messenger RNA from Hirundo rustica (Barn swallow), 2748 nucleotides. RefSeq names its product basic transcription factor 3 like 4 (gene BTF3L4). NCBI's taxonomy places the organism in Eukaryota, Metazoa, Chordata, Aves, Passeriformes, Hirundinidae. The transcript has 6 exons. The record is from RefSeq and is a predicted model, not a curated record. The coding region runs from base 472 to 1104 and encodes 210 amino acids.
GCGCCGCCCUCACGGCUCGGCCCGGGGAUGCCGGUGGGAACGGUGUGGGGGGCUCGGGAUGAGCUCAGCUCCUUACAGGGAGCCGGGACCCCCGGCACAGGGGUCAUUGCACCGGGGCCCCAGAGGCCUGGUUACUCCCCCUGAACAAACCCCAGCGUUAACCCGACGGGAGCAGGCAGCGGUGGGAGGGGGGUGGUUUCGAAUUUAUUUUCUCCUUCCCAAAUAAACUCUUUUGUCGCGCUGCUCUCUGGAGUUGCCCAGCUGUCUGGAAGGCGAAACCGACCGCAAGCGCAGCGUGUGAGGGAGGCUCCACUAAGGGGGACAGAGCGAAUGGAGACGCCUUUGGAAGCGCCGCAUCUCGGGUUUGAGUCACAAGGGCACCGCUCCCUGCCCUGGGGCCCCGGCGACUGCUGCUCCCUGGAGACUACAACUCCCGGGAGCCAUUGCGCACGAUGCCCCGCCUCUAUGUAAAUGAGUGGGCGUCUCCACCAAAUCGCCUGGCGGGUUGGCGCCGUCACGUGGCGCGGCGCUUCCUUUCUCUGUGCGCCUCUCUUUCCUUCCUCGGCCGCCAUCUUGUUCUCGCCGCGUGUUGGCAGCGGGUGCUCCGCCGCGCUCAGACGUAGCACUAUGAACCAAGAAAAACUGGCCAAGCUUCAAGCGCAGGUCCGAAUAGGAGGAAAGGGAACAGCUCGCAGAAAGAAGAAGGUGGUGCACAGAACAGCUACAGCAGAUGACAAAAAACUUCAGAGUUCCCUCAAAAAACUGGCAGUAAAUAACAUUGCUGGCAUUGAAGAGGUGAACAUGAUAAAAGACGAUGGAACAGUUAUUCACUUCAACAACCCCAAGGUUCAAGCUUCCCUCUCUGCCAACACUUUUGCAAUUACUGGUCAUGCAGAGGCUAAACCGAUCACAGAAAUGCUUCCAGGCAUCUUAAGCCAGCUUGGUGCUGACAGCUUAACAAGUCUCAGGAAGUUAGCUGAACAAUUCCCAAGACAAGUGUUGGACAGUAAAGCACCAAAAUCUGAAGAUAUUGAUGAAGAAGAUGAUGAUGUCCCAGAUCUCGUAGAAAAUUUUGAUGAAGCAUCAAAGAAUGAAGCUAACUAAAACAUUAAUAGUUCUGGAAGCUGGCAUGGACUAGAUUUAAGAAAUCAGCUAUGUGGUUCCAAAGUUUUAAAGAAACAGAGAACAUCAUCUGUUAAUAGUUCAGUAAUAUAAAUAUUUUGUAUUUUUAUGAUGCUGUUUGUUCAGCAUUUUCUGUCAGUUGAUUUUGCAUUUUGCACUUACUCCCAGGAUCUACUCUUUUGGUCAAAAAGAAAUGUCAGUGCAGUUUGAGGGGUGUGUGUAUGUGUGUGGGUGUACGUCUAGUGGAGAACAAAUUGGAGAACACGUAUUUAACCAUUUACCCUUUUCCUUUGGAAGUAGAAAUAAAAUGAAUCUUCAGCAUUGUUACUUUGAUUAUCACCAAAUAAUGCACAGAGGGAGUUAAGAUUAAUGUUUUGUCCACAUUUUGUGACCUGAAGGCAUUACACCAUUUAAACUUGGGGUUAAUUUGCUCUAACUAUUGUACUUGCAGGUGUUUCUCAGUGUAUGCAUAUUUGUUACCAACCUUGUGUCGAUCCCAGGUUUUAGGGGAGAUGAGCUGUUUCAGCAGCUUGUUUGGUAUAGUAAUUUUUUUAAAACUUGGGUUUCAUCAAAGUGUGCUUUCUUUAACCUUUUUCAAAAUUUAUUUUUCAAUUUGGUGGUGAUGGUUUUGGGGAUUUUUUGUGGGUUUUUUUUUUGGUUGGUUCUUUUUUUGGUCUCUAAAGUUUUGAUACAAGCUGAUAUUUGACUCCUUUCAUGUAGGCUUAGCAGUAUGUUCUCCUUUUGGUUACUAAAGUAUUUCCCAGUCAAAAGAAAAACACCUUGGUUCUCUACUGUCGGGUCACUUCCUAAGCUUGGAGUCUGGUUGGUAACAGUCCAGUGCACCGGUUUUGCACAGUAACAGGUUUUUGCUUGAAUAACUUCAAGCUGUUCUCUUGGCAUGACUGCAUUUACUAGCAGCUGAUGGUCCACUCUCAUUCCUAGGGCGCUAGGAACUAAAUGCACUGUGUGAGCAAUGUUUAGGGUGGGAGGAAAGAGUUGUUGACACUUUGCCUUGCUUCCUGCUGGGCAGUCUGUGCAGUGACUAGCUCUAAAGGGAUUUUUUUUAUCAUUAUUUUUUUUUUGCCUGUAACUUACCUUGGCCUAUAACCUACCUCUAGGUUUGGUGUCAUCUAUAUAGUAGCUUCUUACAAAACACAAAUGCUCCUCAGGCAUAAGGAGGACAUUGGGAGGUACUGUUGGUACAGUGCAGUAUUUAUGACCUUUCUUUAAAAUGCUUAAUGUGAAGCCGUUUUCUCAGAGGCUCUUUCAAGGUUCUUGAUGUAAUGUGCAUUACAGUUUAGUUAGACAUCAUUGUAACCUCUGUCAGGGGCAGCUGUGGCUUACAAAAGCCACUUUUUUUUUUUUUUCUCUACAUCUGUCACUUAACUAUGGCUUAAUUGGAACAUAUCAGCUUUUGGUGUAGGCUCAUAUGCUAGAGAACUGUAAUAGUACAAGCAAGCAGUCCAUGAGUUCUGGAGACUUCAUGAACCCACAGAAGUAGAGCUGUAGUGGUUCGUCAGCUGAACUCCUCGGUUAAUUUUCUAGGCUUCGUUCAGUUUUUCCUGUUAUAUUUUAUAUACUACGUGGAUCUUACUACAAAAUAAAAUAACAGUGCAAAAGAGGAAA